UGAGUGAGAGAGACCUGGGUUAGCAAAAUUGAAGCCUUUCUUUAUUUUGAGGCAAGUUGUCAGAAGAAAGUGCCGGCAGAUUACCUGAAAUACCUAAAGAUAGAUAGAUAGAUUUUAAUAAUUAAAAAAAAAAAAAAAAAAGAUUACCUGAAAUACCUUAUGGCUGAGGGCAAGCAAAACUUGGGGGCAUCUGAACCCCAAGUCUCCAGGCUUGUCAGGCAUCUCACUUGCAGGCUUAAAGGAUUUGGGACCAUCUGAAGCCCCAAGGCGGGGGGUGGAGGAUGUUUGCCAGUAGGAUGUUUGCCACUUUUGGUUCUGGACUAAAGGAUUUGGAAUGGAUUUGGCCAAUCUGGCUUGGAAUGUGAAAACAUUUUUAAAAAAUUAUUACCUGAAAUACCUGGCAGGGGAGAUACCAUGACUGCUAAGGUGGUUUUCCUAGGGACAGGGGAAGACUACUUUUUUGGCAGGGGGUAGCACUUUGACCAAGGUAAGGCAUAGUUUUCCACUUCCAAUUCCAGUGGGAAGAUCUUGGCUUUGUGCCCAUUUUAUGGAUGUGGCAGACUGCUCCUGUGGCCAUAUAUAUGGCUGAGGGCAAGCAAAACUCUGGGGGGCAUCCAAACCCCAAGUCCUCAGGCUUGGGCCUGUGCAGAGGAUGCUUACCAAAGGGUUUGGAAGCAUCUGCAGCCCUGGGCGGGUGUAGGGGAUGUUUGCUGAUGGUAGGGACACAUACAGUUCUUGAAUGACUCCAUUGAUUUGGAAUUGGUUUGGCUUGGAACAUGAAAAAUUUUCCAAGAAGAAGACAGAGGAUGUCCAGGACAGUCUCCCGGUGGCAUAGAGGUAUUCUGAUGGGUGGCCCAAGCAGAAUUUCUAGCCAUAAUUCCAGUCUGAAAGCCAGAUCCUUAUUCAAGCCAUUAUACUUAGUAUAGUGGGGAUGGGGGCUCUUUGUUGGCAGCCUGGCACAGCCAAACCAUGCUUUAGGCCAGGUGGGACUGUGGCCAGGGUUCUUUGGGACAGUCCCCCAGUGGCAUCGCAGUGAAGUUUGGGGUGGCCCAAGAAGUAUUUUGCCCCAUAAUCCCACCCUAAUCUGACCUUCAUUUAGGGCUCUGUACUUGAUGUGGAAUAUUAUUUUACAUAUUAAUUAGUAUAUAUGCAUAGCUAAUGAAAUUCUCUCUCUUUAGGAUGUGGAAUUCAUUAAUAACAAGUUUUUAUUGGGUCUAGAUUAGCUUUGAAAAAGGAACCGGGAAUAAAGAAUAUGGAACCAGGAAUAAGGAACUGGGAAAAAGGAACCAAAUUCAGCCUCAUCAUUGGGCAGUAGUGGUGGCACUGAGCAGCAGGUGGCAGCACAGGGUGGUGGGUGGCAGCAGCAGUGGCUGUUACGUGCGGCCGCCUCCUCCCCCUGUAUCCGGCUGGCUGGGUGGCGUUGUGCGGCCCACAGAGGGGCACCGCUCCCCUCGCCCGCCCACCCCAGGCCUGGUCCUGGAAGUGGGCACAGAGACAUAUUUCUCUCCUCCUCCAUUCAGACCCUUUAUGCCUUACUGCCACUGCUUGUUUUGAGAGCAGUGUGAUGGCCAUGUACGUUCUGUUGCUGGGCGGGCAGCAGGCCGGCAGUGAGCUGCCAAGCAGCAGGAUGCACAUGGCAUCGCACCGCUCUCAAAGCAGUGGCAGUGAGGCACAGAGGCAGAGCAGAGCCCAGUCCACCUUCACCCUGUACAUAGAUAAGGGGGGUACAUGCUCCCCCGUGGUGCAUGCAGCAGUGGAAGCCCUCCCCCACCCCCUUCCCCCGUGCCCCUGGAUGCACCACCAGGCUCCUAUUGUCCCAUGGCCUGGCCUGGUCUGGUCUGGCCUGGCCUGGCCUGGCCUGGCCUGAGCCACUUCCUCCUGCAUUGUGGGGGUCUUGAUCUGCGCCCCCCUGCCGCUCUUUCCUUCUCUCCAGACCCUGCCCAUUCCUCCCACACACACUUGCCUGCUGUGGAGGUUGUCUGUAUCUGUGUGUCUGUCUGUCCCCUGCCUGCCCAGUGGCAGCAGGCACAUAGUGUCAUGUGGCUCUUGGGGCAGCGGGGUGCAGAGUCCAGCCUGAAGCAGCAGCUACCUCUGCCCUGCACACGGAUCUGGGGAGCGCAUGGUUCCUGGGCCUACACUGAUGUGCAUGUAGUGGCGGGAGCUGGCCACCCCUCCGCUGCACCCCCUGGACAAUCCACUCUUGCAGCUUCAUCCUGUGCUCCGCCCUGGCUGUACAGCACCUGCCCCAACCCCACUCCCUCUCUCACCGUGUGGGCCUUGAUCUGCCACCACCACCUCUUAAAAACGAGAAAAAAAGAUACAGGCGUACGUGAGCUGAAACUUUGAGGCAGAAGGGGUACACUUGUUUAAAAAAGUUUGAAAAGCCCUGGACUAAGUGAUAGAGAAGAUGAGAGAGGAGGAAGAGAUGGACAGAACACAACACAAAAAUGGUAAUGUCGCAGAGCACUCGGGUGCACUGCUCCUAAGAAGGGAGAAAACUGCUAGGGAAAGAGCCCUAGCAGUGAGUGACGAGCCCAGCUGCUGUUUGCCAGGGCAACCAGAAGAGGUCAGCUAACCAGGAAAGGCAGGGCCUGGCUCUCAUAUAAAGCCCAGGGGCUGAGGCCAGGCUACCACUUCCCUACCAGCAACCAGGGGGAAUGAGCUCUCCCGGAGCAAAGCUGAGAGGAGAGGCCUGACUGCAGGUCAUAAAUUCGAGUCAUGUUACAAAUGAGAAGGUUACGGACUUUGCUGCAUCAAGUUACACGCAACUUGGAGGAAAAAGAUAACACUGAUAGUCUCCAGAAAGAGAUUUCAUUUUUGGACCCUCCUCCGGAUGGAGGUUGGGGAUGGGUUGUAGUGCUGGCUGCAUCUACACAUGCUUUGCUUGUCAGUGGAUUCCAUUCUGCUUUUGGUGUUUACAUGGUAUCCUUACUUGAGACCUUCAAGUCAAGUAGUUCACAGACAGCCUGGAUUGGAUCACUCAGUUAUGGCUUCAUCAUGAUUUUUGGUCCUGUUUCUGGAAAACUUCUGCAGAAAUAUGGAGCCAUAAAAGUAGCAGUAUUUGGAGCUCUAAUUAUGAUUGCAGGUGUCAUUUCUUCAUCUUUUGCUCAUGAUAUAAGUAUUCUGUUUUUAACCCAUGGCCUCUUAGUGGGUAUAGGAUCAAGUUUUGCUUAUACUCCAGGUAUGAUAAUGGUAAGCCUUUACUUUACCACAAAGCGAUCGUUUGCAACUGGGAUUGUGAUGGCUGGAGGGGCAGCAGGAACACUAGUUCAGAAUCAGGUGCAUCGAUAUCUAAUCCGGACGCUUGGAUGGAGAACUAGUCUACGUGUGUUUUGUGGAAUUCUGGCAAUAGGCAUUUUUGCUGGGUUUGCCUACAGACCACUGGAAAAACGAAGACAUCAAAGUGUUGUUGAAAACUUUCAGACAUCACCAUUAAGAGGUUUUAUAGUUGAUCUAAGAUUAUGGAAGAACAGUGUCUUUGAGCUCUGGGUGUGCGCUCUUGGAUUAGCAAAAUUUGGAUUCUUCAUACCUUUUGUUCAUAUGAUGAAGCUUGCAAAUGACUUGGGCAUUUCAUUGGAUGAUGCACCAUAUAUUAUGGUAGGAACUGGAAUAAGCAGCCUGCUUAGUUGUCUUUUCUUUGGAAAGAUUUGCGAUUCGGAGAAUAUUAACCGUCUUUUUAUUAACCAGGCAUCUGUAUUUUGUGUUGGUGUGUUAUUUUUGCUUAUACCUUUUUGUAAAACACUUACAUCUCUAAUUGCCUUUGGCACCCUUCUGGGAUUUUUCGAUGCAGGAAACUAUGUUCUUUUGCCUGUGCUGACUUUUGAUUUAAUGGGAGCAGAGAAAAUGCCAGUUGCUUGGGGUUUUAUGAUGGCUGUCAAUGCAAUUAGUUGUUUUGGUCCACCAUUUGCAGGCUGGAUAUAUGACAUGUUGGGGAGUUACAACAUUGGGUUUGUAGUCCCUGGGCUUUUCUCUGUUGGAGCAGCAGGUAUUCUUGCUUUCAUUCCCCAGCUGAAGAAAACAGCAGUACAAGAGAAGAAAAAUAUUAUUCAUGCCUCUGUUUGUGAGAUAACAAGCAGUAUAAUACCUUGGGGGUCAUCAUCUAUUUCAGAAGGGACGCUAAAUAAUUUUGAAACAAGGCGUUCCAUUCCUGUGACUUCAAACACAGAUAUAACAGAAGAUGAAAAAGGAGAACCUUCAGGUUUAGCAAAAGAACCUGAGACUCCUGCUCCCUACGAAAAAGAACACAAUGUAGUUUUAAGUGAAGAAGAAGAAGAAGAAGAAGAAGAAGACAUACAUGAAGUAUCAAGUACCACCACUAGUACUUAAAUCAAUGGUAUUAAAAUGAUUUUCAGUUGAUAUUUAGCUAUACAGCUUUCCAAUAUGGUCUCAGUGAAUGCAAUGGUCAGGAUCAAAGGAUAGUGACAGACUGAUGAGAUGCAGCUUAUCUGUACAUUUAUGUAUUUAUUUUUAGUAUAUCCUAAACUGAUAGAGAAUUGGUUACCAUUUGUUUGAUCAUACAUCCUUGAAUAUACUUGUUUUAAUUACACUUCUGUUUUGUAAUUCAGAUCUACAAUCAGUUUGUUGAACUUCCUGUAUUAAAUAUUUGUAAUAUAUUUAAGAAUUUUAAAAUAUGAACUGCGGUGGGAAUUAGAACAUUUCUCAAAUGUUACAUGUUUUUAAAUUGCAUCUAAAUUAUAUUUUAAGUUUUAUUAUCAAA
Molecule: messenger RNA, 4717 nt
Organism: Alligator mississippiensis (American alligator)
Lineage: Eukaryota; Metazoa; Chordata; Crocodylia; Alligatoridae
Product: monocarboxylate transporter 10
Exons: 9
Coding region: 2719-4326 (535 amino acids)
Biological process (GO): transmembrane transport
Molecular function (GO): monocarboxylic acid transmembrane transporter activity
Source: RefSeq, a predicted model, not a curated record